Messenger RNA from Notechis scutatus (mainland tiger snake), 1128 nucleotides. The record is from RefSeq and is a predicted model, not a curated record. NCBI's taxonomy places the organism in Eukaryota, Metazoa, Chordata, Lepidosauria, Squamata, Elapidae.
UGUCAAAUAUCAGCUCAAGCUACCUUUUUAACAUACAUGCUAGAAAUGGCAGUCUGUGUAGACUCGGAGGCACCCUUCUCUCUUGUUGCUUUAAAUAUGUUGAGGCUCUGGGUGCUUUGACAGUUAAGGCCAAGGCCUCUCUCUACUGGGAGAAAGAUCAGUCCCUGCAGGUAAACUGAAGGCUUUUCUCUCAUUUUCAACUUUCCGCUUUUCAGGGCCUUCUGAAUGAGGCCUCUGCUCGGCCUAGCUCUUUCCUUGCUAGUCCUGCCCGCCUUAUGCGAUGACACAGUGGCCGACGACAUUGGGACCCACAUGAUGGCUCGCAUCUCGGAGCUCCUGUCCCCGGAGGAAUGCCAGGCCUUCCUCCUCAAACUCCUGGGCCCCGAGGAGAACGUGAAGGACGAGCUGGAGCGCCUCUCCGAGAAGAACAACCCCAUCGGCCGUCGACGAAAACGAAGAAGGCGCCGCGACAUCCUCACCACCGCUCAGUGCAAAGAGACCCUGCAGCAGUGGCUGGAGACGGAAGGAGACACCAUGUACUGGGAUCGCUUGUCCCGGGCUCUCCAGCUGAUCGGCCGCGCCGACGUCUCGCUAGAACUGGGCAAGAACCUCAACCAGGACAAGAACCUGGAGAUCAAGAAGAACGUGGAGGAGUACCACGAGACGGUGAAGCACCUGACCUCCUCGCUGCUCCUGGACGAGGGUCCGCAAGGGAGCGCGCAAAGCCGGCAGCGGCGCCAAGGCCAGGGCUCCGCGGCGGCGCCGCUCGAGCAAGACGAGUGGGACGGGCUGGAGCUGAUGGUGGAGCGGAAAGCGCUGCCGCCUUACAACCGGAGCCUCUUUGAAUGGGCUACGCCUCUGGCGACGGGCGUCCUCAGCGGCUUUCUAACCUCCUUCAUCCUGGUGGCGCUGGCGCUCUACUCUUUCGUCUGGAUCCUGAACGAAGGCAGCAGCCCCAGCUCCACGCCGUUUCCGAGCGACCCCUUGCCCGCCAUGAUCUUACUCCCACCUCCCACCAGCCGCGGAGGCAUCUACUACUCGUUUGAGCACCUCGAAACCUACGGCAGGGAGUCGGGGGACGAUGAAGACGAGGCCGAAGAAACCUUACGCUAAGCCGCAGCCAGGCAA